This is a messenger RNA of Aedes aegypti (yellow fever mosquito), 2170 nucleotides long. It is a transcript of the gene Mvb12, whose product is annotated as multivesicular body subunit 12A. Gene Ontology annotation, biological process: receptor catabolic process; virus maturation; regulation of epidermal growth factor receptor signaling pathway. The record is from RefSeq and is a predicted model, not a curated record. Lineage: Eukaryota; Metazoa; Arthropoda; Insecta; Diptera; Culicidae. Gene Ontology annotation, cellular component: ESCRT I complex; cytosol.
UUCUACCACUCUCACACUCCUUGCGCGUUCUUGCGGGAUGAAGGUCUGCGGGUUUUUCGGGUUUUUCGGGUUGCAAAGUAAAGAAAUUAGUGAUCCGUGACUGCUUCGAAAAUAAAUUAUAUUAAUUUAUCGCAUCGUGCUACUUCUUGCCCAACUGUUUUCAAAGUGCUGAGAUUAGAUUGAAGCUCCAUUGCUCGGAAAUUCAUUAAACUUUGCCUUCUAAUUUGAAAUUCUUCUACUUCGAAGUGGUGUUUCGUUCGGUUUAGGGCAGUGAGAAAGGAAAAGAUGAAGUGGAAGUGAUAAUAAUUAUGAAGCACAAAGCACAAGAUUUCUAAAUUCCAGACGGGAGAAGAUUGGUGGCAUUCAACGGUCGGGUCGAAGAGAUUCACACAAAAGUGAGACACAAAGCAAUUUUUGUCAUCGAAAAUAAUUUGCUUAUCUAAACAGGUUGUAUUAGUAAUCAGCCCCAAGCGAUCCGAAGUGGAAGAAGUCUGAGUCAUAUUUAUUUGGGUUUCACCUGAUCUGAUAAGCAGUAACGAAAAUGUUAAAAACAAAAACGCAGCAACAGAAAAAUAUUCUGAACACUAUUAUCAGCGUCCUGCCAGACAACCGGCCGAUCACUUCCCUGCAGUUAGUGGAGGAUUUCGAGAAAUGCCCGAAGAACUUCCAGCCCAUAAAUAAAACCUACGAUCAGGAUCAAGAUGCGGAUCUGUUUCGUGAAAACAUUCUGUUCGGAAAGAGAAGCUGUCGAUAUUUGUGCCAAUCGAAAACGGAAGGUCUGCCCGAUUAUAUUCUGGAAACGUUGAAAGUGAUCGGCGAAAAAGAAGCCCUUCCGGAGGGGUUUUCACAGUUAACCCGAACGGCGGACAGCGAGCAGAAAGCGUGGCGCAAAAAGCAAUUAGUUUAUCGUCUGGCUAAGAAAGGAGUAGCCAAACAGGCGAUCACCGAUAUCAUCUUGUGUUCCAGACUGCGACAGGCGCCGGAGGGUUUUACCUUGGCCGGCGAGAUCAAUGGCAUACUGAUUUGUUACAAGACAACGCUGGUCGCCCACCGUGCUCCACCGAGUGUUCCAUCCAGACAAAGCAUCACUGAUCUCGAGAGAACGAUUGAAGAUCUGAAGAUUCAAGCAGCUCACGAUAAGCCACUACCUGCUGAACCUGUGGAUCAUGACUAUGAACAACUACUGCCAACCUAUCAACUUUCACCGAACCGCCCGGCACCCAGACCUCCGGCGUAUUCUACCGGAACGAUGAACGUUCACACUGAAAUGGAAGGAGUGCCAUUCAUAUUGAAUCCUUCUCUAUGUAAAUAUACAUUUGAGAUUCCUCCGCUGUACACCGUUGAUAGUGCAGCAGUAAAAGAAUAUGAUUUUCACCUCGAGCGACAAAUUCUCUGCACCACCAAGACAACGAAUGCUCAAAACAAAAAUCCGUUCUUCCACUAACAUCUGCCGCUUAUUCAUUGUUUGCCAAGGAAAGUGAUCUUUCGCAAUUUGCGAGAUUUGAAAGUAUAUACAUUAUAAUAUUAUACAAACCCACGUCAUCCCUUUAGGUUACGAUAGGUAAUCUUUCAAGUACUUCCUUGUAUUGUUCUAACCGUUUUGACCCAUGUCGUCCCAAUUUAUAUCCAGUUAGAAGCGUAUUUUUCUACCUUUUGAUAGAAUCGAUUAACCGCUCUAGGCAGCCAUCUAAGGUAAAACCUUAUCAGUAGAGUAUGCUUAGAGAGUUGGAAUGAGAGUUUAUUGCCCAUUUGUAUUGGUUUAAUAUAUAUACAUUGAAAUUUAUAUUUAAACCGAGAUUGAAACAACCCGCCACUGAACGUCAAUCGAAAUAGAACAGUUACCGUUACAAACGAAAGUUGCAUUUUACAGAACCACGUUUUACCAAACACCACGAAGAGUUGAUCCAUAUUAUCAUUUUGUUAUACUCCGGCAUGUCCUUGCAAACGAAUUUCCACACAUCCAUUGCUAAUGUAGUGCUAGGAUAUAUAUGAUCCACAUCAUCAGUAGAAAUAAGCACGAUUGAUUGUUCAUGUUGGUGGUAAUACCUUACGGAACUGAUCUGAACAAAAAGAGACAACAAUUGGCACUGAGUAGAACUUAGAUUUUUGUAUUGUUUAGUGAUAUACUAUUGGGUUUACUGUUAAGUAAUUGAAAAGUAUUGACCACUCA